GAAGAAGAACGUCAACAACAUUAAAAUUGCAUUUCAUCAUAUAGUGAGUUUAUUUCGGAUUGCUCAUAUAGUUUAAUAAAAAUUUUAUUAAUUGGUUGAAUAGUUGGUAGAUGAUUGAAUAGUGUUGAUAAUACAAAGGUCGGUGAAACCGUUAGCGUGAAGUAAAAUCUUUGCUAAAAACGUCGUCGAAGGCCAUAUUCAACAAAGCGAAUAACUGAAUUGUACAAACAAAGUUUGUAGAAGGAAACGAGAUCUAGGAAGGAUUCGAUAUUGUGAAAAAAGGAAAGAGGAUACUAUUUGAGUAUGUAUAAAAAAAACAAAUGAAAUUAUUGUUAAACUGAAAUAAAAUUACUUACAGUUUUUGAGCUGCUUCUAAAAGUUGCUGCAAAAGAUAGUUUCUGGUUCAUCCGAACAAACUCAAAAAUCAAAUAUUGAGAUUUCGGAGAACCUCAAUCACGAUGAGCGAAUCGAACCUGGAUUUCACCAUGACACCGUGCGAAGCCUGUGGGGAAAUAUCGACGCAGAAUGAGGAGAUGAUUGCUUGUGAUAACUGUGAGCGAUGGUAUCACACUCGUUGUGUAGAUGUUACGGCGGCAGACAAAAAAGGUAAGAAAUGGUUCUGUCCUGAAGAUGUCUGCCAAGCGGCUUCCCAAGACUACCAGAAACGGAAGAAAAUGUCACGGUCGAAGAAUAACGCGGAAGAUUCGGAUAGUUUGACUACGAAAUCCGGAGAGCGUCAACAUCCGCCAGUAUCUCCUUCCUUGCAAAAUAAAAUCAAAGAAAUGGAAGUGGAGAAAAAGCGUUUGGAAGAAGAAAUGGACGCAGAAUAUUUACUGAAGGUAAAGGAACUCGAAUUAAGAUAAUCCAUGCGAGAGAAAAAAAUACGUUUAGAAAGAGACUUGCGUGAAAGGGAGCUGCAGUAUGAUAGAGAGCUUCGUGAGAAGGAAAUCAAAGAAACAAAGUCUCAACAUCGUAGAGAACUUCAGGAAUAGAAGGAUCAUUUAUGCCGUCUGAAGAAGAUACAAGAUCUUCACGAAGCAGAAAUGUCGUUUGUAAAAGAGCAAUUAGAAAAGGUAAAAUUGGAGAACAGUGGAAAAACGCAGAAAUCUUCGGUUGAUCCACGACAAAGUUCUUCUAAAUUGCAAGGGCGGAAAGGUACGCCAUCGCGUAGUCCGGCGCUUGACAGUAAAAAUCUAACGGUCGAAAAUGAGAUGUCAGAUGAAAAUAAUGAUGACAUUGAUGAUGAAAAUAACCAGUCAGGACGCUCGGAUAGCGAAUCGAAUAGCGAAGCGGGUUGUGAAGCUGGCGGCGAAGCGGAUAGCAAUAGCGAAUACAACGUCGGAAAUGGGGACACAGUGCCCGACGGAUUUCCAAACGGACUGGGGCCACAGCGUACUGGACCAAGUAGGGCUCAAUUGACCGCGCGUAAUGGGCUUACCAAAAAGCUUCCUGUUUUCUCAGGAAGACCUGAAGAGUGGCCACUGUUUUUCGGAGCAUAUCAAGCGUCCAACGAAGCGUGCGGAUUCUCCGACGUAGAAAAUCUGGUGAGACUUCAGGAGUGUUUGAAAGGACAAGCUCUGGAGUGUGUUCGUGGUCAGCUUCUUCUUCCAAAAUCGAUUCCCGGAGUGAUAGCAAAACUCCGUCAGCUUUACGGACGUCCUGAACAGUUACUGCAAAGUCAUUUAGAGAAAGUGCGAAAGCUUGAACCGCCAAGAUCUGACAAGUUGGCCAGUUUCAUACCGUUCGGAAAUACAGUCGAGCAACUAUGCGAACACUUGGAAGCGGCGGAUCUUUCACAACAUAUGGUGAAUCCGAUCCUCAUCCAAGAUCUAGUAAGCAAGCUGCCGGAUGGGGAAAAGCGACAAUGGGUACAGUAUAAAAGGAAGAAGAACACUGUAAUGCUUCGAACGUUCACAAAUUUCCUUUCGAGGAUCGUGACAGACGCUUGUGAAGCAAAUGUAACCUACGAAUACAAACCGGAGGUAAGAACUACUGCUGGGACAAGCGGAAGAACAAAAGCGAAGGAAAAAGCUGCGCUCUUCAGUCAUAGCGAAGUACAGAGUUCUAGUUCAAACGGAUCUGAUAGGAAACAACAAAGGCCGUGUAGGGUAUGCCAGCGUACGGAUCAUCGUCUGCGGUUUUGCCAAGACUUUCAAAAUUUGCACUUUGCGGAACGCUUGAAAAUUGUAACAAAAUGGAAACUUUGCAAGAUUUGUCUUAAUGAACACGGUGGACAAUGUCGUUUCAAGAUUCGUUGCAACGUCGGUGACUGUAAAGAACAGCACAAUCCGUUGAUUCAUCCAAGCUCGGGCGCCGUUGGAAUGAGUGCGCACAUUAUAUCGAGCAGUACGGUAAUGUUCCGAAUGGUUCCGGUGCAAGUGCAUUGCGGACGCAAAUCGGUAAUCGUUCUCGCUUUCUUGGAUGAAGGUACCUCAGUAACUUUGAUCGAAAGCAAGUUGGCAGAUCGCUUAGGGCUUUCAGGGGUACAGGAAAAACUCACUAUUAAGUGGACUGCAGAGGUUACGCGAGUGGAGAAAGCAUCGAGGCGAAUGAACGUCUGGGCUUCCGUUGUUGGAGCGAGAAAUCAAGGGAAGCUGUUACUGCAAACGGUUCGUACAGUCGAAAGAAUGAUGUUGCCUCAUCAAACGCUAAACGCGAUGCAGUUGGCGUCGAAGUACGAGCACUUACGUGGUUUGCCAAUCGAAUCCUACGAUGGUAGGCCGUAACU
Molecule: messenger RNA, 2728 nt
Organism: Malaya genurostris
Lineage: Eukaryota; Metazoa; Arthropoda; Insecta; Diptera; Culicidae
Exons: 3
Coding region: 1044-2726 (560 amino acids)
Source: RefSeq, a predicted model, not a curated record